AUGCCUCGCGACGGAUCAGGAGCUGGCGACAACGCUGUUGAAGCUGGCGAGACAUCGAUCCACGGUGCUGGUGAUGCACCAGAGGACGGUGCAUCCGCUUCCGGCGUCGACCGCUCGAACAAGGCUGCGCCUCCGCCAGAAGAGGAGAAGGGUGACGCCUUGGAGGGCAUGAACGCAUCAGGCGGAGGUAGCUCAGGCAUUGAUGGUGGCAGCGGCAAGGGCCCUGCCGUACCCCAGGCAGACAAGGAGGCUUCGAAGCAGUAG
This is a messenger RNA of Recurvomyces mirabilis, 264 nucleotides long. RefSeq lists its product as uncharacterized. The coding region runs from base 1 to 264 and encodes 87 amino acids. NCBI's taxonomy places the organism in Eukaryota, Fungi, Ascomycota, Dothideomycetes, Mycosphaerellales, Teratosphaeriaceae. The record is from RefSeq and is a predicted model, not a curated record. The transcript has 2 exons.